Molecule: messenger RNA, 444 nt
Organism: Daldinia vernicosa
Lineage: Eukaryota; Fungi; Ascomycota; Sordariomycetes; Xylariales; Hypoxylaceae
Exons: 1
Coding region: 1-444 (147 amino acids)
Source: RefSeq, a predicted model, not a curated record
AUGUGCACCCAGUACUACUCCAGCUUCACCCAGUGCCCCUGCCAACUAAAACGCCUCUUCUGGCGCUGCAAGCACGGCCGCGCCUCGCCCAAAUGCAAGUCCGUCCAGAAAGUCGUGCUCAAGUCCGGCGAGCCGCUCUGCUGGUACCACGAGAUCGUACACCAGUGCCGACGGGACCGCAGCAAGCGGCUCUGGCGCCGCAACACCCGCAACCUAUGGUGCUCGUACGAGCCGCGCCCGCUGUGCCGCCAGUCCGUCUCCUCCGCCGCGGCCGCCGACGAGUCUCUCUUUCCGCCCCCGGACGACCCCUACGAUUCUUCCUGCUGGGAGAGCGAGCCGGACCCGGACCCGGAAGACGAGGAGGAGUCGGAGUGCGAGUGCGAGUUGGAUAGCAGCUCUGGCUGCGAGUACUCGGGUGAGGAAUCGAUCAGCGAGAUGGACUAG